GAUUUAUUAAAAUCCCCUAACCAUUAAAAAUCCCGUUUUGGCCACUGCAUUGCGGCGCACAAACAAAAUUGUGCUCAGGCAUCAUUGAGGGCAGCUAAGUUUCCGGAAGAGCAACUGGUGCGAGUUUAAUGGACAAGGAAGAGAUAUUUGUUUAGGUUUAGUCACGAAAACAUUCAUUCUUUUGUUUCUUCAAAGUAUCUGGCUCUUUUUUAAAACCCGAUAGCAUGCCUUUGUUUGCCCAAAAUCCGUUUGACCAAGAUGUCGGUGAGUGAAAUUGUUUUUUAUUGGUGUUUUUAGUGUGUCAACGAGCUAACGUUGAAGCUAACGUUAGCUUAGCAUGACUUCUACAGUUAAGUCUCUGUUGCCAGUUUGGAGAACAACAUAUUUAAGUUUCUGUCACUUUUGAAGAGCGUCUCUAACAUGUUAUACGGUUUUUUUCAACUUCACUUCAGUUAAUAUUUUGGUUUAUUUGAAAAGCGACUGUUGGAUAAACUAACUUUUAUCUGAUUCAUCCAAACCGUGACCGUCAGUUACGGGAUCACAUGAUUCUAAAUCAGGUCACCAUGGUUACAGCUGCUCGGUUUAACCGUUUUAAAUGGUGGUUAUAAUUUAUAAAAGGAAUAACUAUUUUAAGAUUCACAUAAAAAAAAACAUAUAUUACACAUAUAAUCACAAGUACACACUGAUCAACCAUGACCAACCUGAGUUUCUUGUUAUAAUGGCACCUGCCUUUAGACUGAUCAAUUGAACUGGUGUUUUAUUUUACUGAUUGCUGAUAAAAUUGAUUUACUAAAGAGGGCACCACUUCAUGUUUGUCUGGGCCUGUUUUAAAAUCCGAUCACAACAAUGUCUCAUAAGUAAAACUCAAGCCUUUUCUACCUGUGGUACCUUUGGUAGUACCUGUGCCACAUCACAACAAAAAACCCUCAAGAAUUUCGUGGAUAUGAUGCUGACAGUUUCUGUUUUUAAAGAAUGUCUUUUGUUGAAAUCUUUGAUAUUGUAAAUAUUGCAAAAAACAUGUGUGUGACCCAUGGUCACGGCCCACUGAUGAGUAUAGAGAUUGAAGGCUGGCUCAUAUGGUCCAAUCCAGUUGAAGAGCUAUUGUAGGUGAAGCUACUGAAAAGGUUGAUGCUGGUUUGGGUUAAAGGUGUCAGAAUUCAUUGCACGUCACAGUAUGUUUUGUAUGUGACUGCAAAACAGCAGAAUACUCAGGGUGCCCAUUCUGACCACUUUUAAAGCACCCUACAGCAUGUGAACACCAGAACUUGACCAAGGAAAGGGUUGACUUGGUCUCCAAAUUCACCAGAUCAAACAAGCAUCUGUGGGAGGUGCUGGACAACCAAGUUUGAUCCUCACAACUGGGACCCUGGACUUCAAGGAUCUACUGCAAACGUCUUGCUCCCUUAUACAGGGCACACCUUCAGAAAUCUAGUGGAGUUAGUGCCAUGGCAUGUCUGGGCUGUUUUGGCCCUGACCUGAUAAGAUAAGAGAUGGCACAAUAUUAGACAGGUGGUCAGAAUACAAAGGCUGAUCAGUGUCAAAUUAAAAUGCUCCAUUUUGAAACCAAAAUCACACAUCAUUCAUUCAUACCCAAAGCUACACACAUAUAAGGCUUAUGUGUCAAAAUAAGCAGAGACAAAACUGAAUGUCACUCUACAUUCAGACAAGUUCCUCUCAGGUAAAGCCUGCAUUCUCGGCUUCUGCGAUGUUGAUGUUUAUAUUUGACUUCCAGAUGAAAAAAGUCUGUUCACAUGCCUCAAGCAACGAAGGUUUGUCAUGAUAGAUCAUUACAGCCUGAAAGUUCCUGAAAGAUGGAACAUCCUUUCUCUUCCAACAGAGUGCAAAAGCUCUUCUGACUUUAAGAAAGCUAAAAGUUUAGUCUCUGAAGUCCCACACCUAUAUUCAAGCAUUUAGAGUCUGACAAUAACAGGGAUUUUGGUGUGAAACGACUCUGUUUAAUUGAUGUUAAACUCUGAAAACAUUGUAAUAACUAUAUUCUAUAAAAUGGGAAAUUAAGGAGUGUUCCAUAAACUGUGAAAAAGAGGACUUUUGAUGUUGUUCAUUCCACCUAAACAACGUUUUUUUGUUCUUCUUCCAGUUCUUUUAAAACUCAAUGAAUAUUCUAAGGUUUUAAACUGCUGCUCAAAUAAUAAUUGCCGAUUUAAAUGCCACUUCAAAAUUUAAUUGGGAAAUGUAUCAGCAGAUAAAUGAAAAACAAGCAAAUUCACAGGGUCAAGUUCAUUCUUCAGGACUAAUUAAGGAUUUUGGCUGCUUUUAGAUGUUUAUUCAUAACAGCCAAGCUUCUUAAUUUGUGUUAAAAAAUUCCCCCAUAGUUGAAUUAUUCAAAAUUCCUGCAAAUUUCCAGGUCAGUGUACUUAUCUUUCCCCGCAACACAGGGAAGCAGACAAUAGUGCAGUGUUGAGCUGAAACUGAAAAUAGUCAGGAUGAUGGUCAUGACUGGUUUUGGUAUUUGUAGAAAAUGUGUAAUUAUAUGAAAAUGUGCCGCUCACAUCACAAUGCAACAGUGGGUCAAAACCCCUGACAAAGAACAUUUUCACUCUUCUGUAAAAGAUUAAUACACACUACAUUUUAUGACUCAACAAAGCUCGCACUUUUAAAGAAGAGGUGUAGACUUGCUUUGUUAAACAGCAGCUCUCGUGUCUUGAUUGAGCGUGGCUAUUGUUCAGGCUGUCUCCAACUAAUGUGAUCACAAGUGAAAAAUACUGAAUCAAACAUAUUAAAUAUGGAAGCAAUCACACCAUGUUUGAGAAGAGCAGCUGUGAUGCCAAUGAAGGUAAUUCUCACUGGGCCUGAUGCACUCCCUGUAUCCCCGUUUGUUAUAUUUCCAGAAAAAGCAACCAAUGAAAACAAUACAACAGAUGACUGGGGACUCAUUAUGGAUAUCUGUGAUAAGAUUGGAACGACACCCAACGGGUAAGCUAAAAAAAAAUCACAUUUCACUGGAAAUGGAUGCUCAUAAGUGUGAAGUACAUUGGUAUGAGACUUCAAGGUUAAAAUAGUCAGCACCUCUGUUGUAAAGUGUUUUUUCUUGAAUGAUUCAUUGUGCAAGAAAUGAUCUGUUCACUUUUGUUUCAGACCAAAGGAUGGCUUGAGAUCAAUUAUGAAGAGAGUGAACCACAAAGUGCCUCAUGUUGCCAUGCAGGCCCUCAAUGUGAGUCUGAUACUUCACCUACAGUAUAACACACUCAUACCAGUGUUAGAGCCUGCAUCAGCAAAGACAAUGUUUGUUUUCUGUCCCUCCAAUUUGACAUCAAAAUCAGUUGACAUAAAGGGGAGAGAUGCCAAGAGGGGCCAAAAUGAUAUUAGGUUGUUUAAACUUAAAUAACCAUCCUAUCACGCCCUCUCCUUACAAGUUUCAUCUCCAAUCACAUGACUACUCAUGUCCCCUACAGCCUGAAAUAGAUUGGACAUAUGGGCAGCAAGAACCUGCAUAUGUCUGGGAUUAUUAAGGCUGCUCUUUCUCUCAUUUAGGUUUUGUUAAAUGAGGCCAACGACACCCCAGAGAGUUGUAACAGUUAGCUCUUGUGUCCUUGAACCACCCUCCUCUAUGCCAGCUACCUCUGCCCAUCAUAUUCAUGAGCAGAUCUGCUUUACAUUACACAAGCCAUACAACAUUGCCAUAUUCAGCAUGCCGAAGGAAGUGACAACUCUGACACUGUCUGCUGUGUAAGAGGCUAAUUCAAAGAUGGGAAAAAGAAAAGAAAGCUAACUGACUACAUUUGAGGUGUGGUAAACACUUAUGACCAACAUAGGCGUGAGAAACAAAUGUGAUCUAAUUCACUGACGGUUGCAGUUGCACUGUAAACCACCUAAUACUCCCAUUGUCGGAGCCAUAAAGUCAAAUGAAAGACCUCUCACCAGGAGGAUUUAACUCGGUUGUGUAAUGUGAGAGCUGAUUCUGUCUCAGUCUGAGUCAUCCUGAACAAAUACUGUCACAUGGCCUGCUCUAUAUUUAGAUCUCAGCGGAAGCAUACAGAAAAUUAAUAGAAGCUCAUUUUCUUUAUAACUGUGUCUCCAAAAGUUUAACCAUCUGUUUUUUAACCUCCUGCUUUUUAAAGUCAAUUUUACCUUCCCCACAUCUUCUCUUACAGCUGCUGGGUGCUUGUGUGUCAAACUGCGGGAAGAUAUUCCACCUAGAAAUCUGCUCAAGGGAGUUUUCAAGUGAAGUGCGGAGUGUGCUGAGCAGGGUAUGUAAACUUCUCUUUGUUUAGUUUGUGAACUUGCCCGUUUGUUUGCUUUGAAUAACCAUAAAAUGUCUGUCACCUCUUGGUUCACUCCUGACUUCGUAUUUCUCACCACAUUUACACACACCUGUCAACUCAUCCUCUCCACUGUGUUACUGACCCUGUUAUCAGGCAGCCAUUAGAGUCCACUUACUGGCGUCACUGAUGUUUGUUCGCAUGUUUCUUUGAAGGCCCACUCAAGGGUGUGUGAAAAGCUAAAAGCUCUGAUGGUGGAGUGGGCAGAAGAGUUCCAGAAAGAUCCACAGCUCAGCCUGAUUGGUGCCACCAUAAAGUCUCUGAAGGAGGAGGGUAUCAACUUCCCUGCCCCAUCCUCACAGGUAUGAUAACAGAACACAGAACAUGGAUACGAUAAAGUGAGAGUCAAAAGACUGGUCUGCUGUCACUCAAUCUUUACAACCAUUACUGAUGUGUUUUCCUCGUCUUUUUAUAUUCAAUCAAGGACAUUCAAAACAUCACAGCCUUCCUCACAAAAAGUAAGGCUUCAAAGUGGAAAUAUACCAAACAGAGUGUUAAAAAUGUAACCCACUAGCUAUACCAGAGAAAGGUCAAAGUCAGAAAGAAUAAAUGAUUAACAACAAAAGAUGGGAAAAUAUCGGACCAGCCAUGCAAGGCUUUCACACCAAACACCUCCCCAUUACUAAGCCAAAACCAGAAACCAACUUAAAACACUUAAAAAACAAAAACAAACGAGGCUUCAGGCCCCAACUGAAAGAGUAAAAAGGUGUAAAAUCACUUAAAAAAGCUACAAUUUCACACUGAUGUCUAUGGACAGCAAUCUCCUCCAAAGUUUAUACUUGCCAGACACUUUCUGUUUUCAGAAAAGGAAAUUUGGUCCCUGCUUAAGGGCCAUUAUAGCCAAAUUUAAAAGCAUAAUUUCAACUUCAUGUUUUGACUUUAUUUCACAGAUGAUAGGUGUUGUUCCUCUCCAGUUUGUUUUGCUGCCUUUCUCUCUCUUAGAUAUAGUUUUAAACCACAGGAACAAAAAAAGUCCAUGUGUGGAUACUUUUGGUCUAGCCUGUGGCCGUUUUAACAGCUUUGGUUUUCCUGCCGACCACGAUGUAGCCUUUGUGAAAGUUCAGGCUGGGCGGUGUUGUCUGCCUGUGUGUUUAUAUGGCUCGAGCUUACAGUGGAAUUUCCUCUUCACAUAUUUCCCAUAAUGCUCUGGCUAUGUAUGCAUGUGUGCGAGGGUCCAGACUGUGUUUUUUUUUAAUCAUUGUUGGAUGGGACUGUUUCUCAUUUCUUCUUUGUGUAGCGUCUGUGUUGUUGGUUAUAUAAGAGCAUUAUGUGUGUCAAGAGUUGAGGAGGACUUUGCUCUCAGAGUGUCAUAAAGCGGCUGACCUACAUCUGUACUAUCUGAGGUCAGACUGUCUCUGUAGCUGACAGUGUUGAUUCAGGGUUUAGCUUUUUACACGUAGAACAGUCUGUGUUUUUCACUCCACUUUUGCUUAACUUUAUAUGAAGAUGAAUAUUUAGGAAUUGACCAAUAUAAAUGUGGUGUGGUUUUAUGUAUGAUCAACAAUCAAGAAUUGUCCUCAUAUGAGUGCAUAAGAGGCGAAAUGGUGAAGGUCAGAUUAAGUAAGUUAAGGGCUUUGAAAGGUUCUUUAUUUACGUGAUUACUGUCCGUGAUUCACCUUCAGAAUAAAAGUCUUAUGUGUAAAAGAGGGCAGUCACUCUUAAGAUGAUCAGAUGAGACUUUUACUUUGAAAAUUAUUCAGUGUAAUCGUAUUUUAUGUUCCGUGCCAACGACACCUGUCUUCCCAAAUUCUGUUUAUAUUAUUUAUAUAUAUAUAUAUAUUAUUUCAAAAAGCCGUGUGCAGCUCACAGUAAAAAUUAGCAUUCUAUGCGUCUAGAUUUUUGACAGCAGUCUAAAAGCUCUAAUAUAAUUGAACUCUCAAAUAUCAGCAAGUUUUUGAACAUUUCAUUCUACUGAAGCCCUGAAGAUCGUUCAAGUAACGUACCAUACCAUGAAUUCCGAGUUUUUUAGCAAUGUGUAGAUGCUCACAUUUCCAUUGUGCAGCCCUACCAGGCAUAUCUGUAAAACAAACGCAACACAGGUCUAAAGUUUAGUAAUACACUAAUAAGAAAGCACACUUCCCACUCAAGCCCCAGCAGCAAAGUCAAUAGCUAACAUUUUUUAAUCAAAAUGUUUGCAAACACGCAACAUACUGUACAGCAAAGAGUUCAGAUCAGAUAGUUCUUCAGCUCAGAUAAAAACUUUUAAAGGUUUUAAAGUUGGAUCCAUAGACAAACAUCACUGUGGCUUUCGUAGGAAUGAUCUGAAGUUUGAAGUCGACUUUAAUUUCCUGUCUCCUCUUCACUUUCCUGCCACUGGCUGCGCUCCAUGUAGCUUCAGUGAUGUGCUGCGCAUUCAGCUAUGCUAAUGGAGAGCAGGUGGCAUAUGAGGCAGCAGGUAUGACAUUUAAUCUCUAUCAGCUGACGAGCAAACAGCAGCAGCAGGUCGAGCGACUCAAGCUGUGGCGAGCCUUCCUCGUAUUUAUCGCUGGCUAUCAUUCAUGCUGAACUUAAAUGUCCUCUGUUGGGAGCAUGCAGGUACCUUUCCCCCAGCUUGUGUUAAACAAACAAAUGCUCCAGUCCCAGUCGUGUAUCACUCUUGUUUAAGUCUAUUGAAACAAAAUUGCAGCAUCAUAGAAGUAGUUGUUUUAAUCUUGAAUAGAGCAAAUAUGUUUUGAAUUUGAAGGAUUUAGAACAGUACCAAAGUACAAUUAUCAGUUACUGUUGAAAUCUGAUAUUGAUUCACGUGCACGUCCUCCCUCAUUCCAGAAACCUUUGUCAUUCUUAAGGCAUGUGAAAGUGUAUUAUGUGCACUUCUCAUUGCCGGUAUAUUGCUGGCAUUUUUAUUACCCUCUGUGUUUUGGCUUGAUGUGUUUAUGCUUAGAUUUCUUGAUGACUUAUUGCUUUUGUCAUAAAGUGACUUUUUAGUGACAGUUUACUUGAUUAUUUACAUGUAAAGAUAUAAUCAGCAACAUCAACCCUGGCGGAUAAAAUAAUAUCAUAAACCCUCAAAUUUAAACCAGGGUCUUUAUUUGCUUUUACGGCAGAAGAUGCCACCUGUGUAUGUGACGCAGGCAUGUAUCAGAGCCUAAAAAAGUAUUAUUGUUCAUUAUUUAGUACAAAGUGAGAGUCUGGUUCACCCACUAAACUUUGCCUGGUUCAUAAAGCGAGUGCAAACUGGAUUGUCAAGCAGAUGGAGCCUCUGAGCACCAGCGUUAUUUGCAUACAUUUAAAUGAGCCAUGAUACGUUCAUAUAGAGCAAAAUAUGCCCCUUUCUAAACAAAUGAGCCUCAUUGCGAAAAAAGACCACAAACACAAACACUGGUGCUUUCAGCCAAGCACAGAGUGGGAUCUAUACCAACUGCACUGGAGUCUGUAGAAGUGUGUAUAAGCUCAAACUUUUCAAUGAUCAACAGUUGUUCAGGCUGUUCCAUUAUGCACAAUGCAGUAUUUAUUAUAUUUUCAAGCAGGCUGUUUUUUUGCCAGAAAGUAAGCAGAAUAUAAACUGUGAAAUGUGUCACAUCUGUUCUGAAUAAACUAAUAAGGACCUCUCAGUCGACCCAGCUCAUCGUAUACCUGGAUAUAAUUUCACCAUGUCAGGAUUAGAGCGCAGUACACAGCUCUGUACAGCAGAGAGUGGAGAUGCUGACAGCUCAUCUAACUCACAGUAAAACACAAAACUGGUUCAAACUUCACAGAGAUGGUCUGUGAUGUGGUUUACUCCAAAUCUGAUGCUGUAAUAUUUUGUAUCAAGUAUGAGUCAGUUUCCUUUAAGUGGAGAAUAGACUGGAGCAGCUGAUAUAACAGUCUUUGUUUCACCUACUGCUCUGAUAUUGAGUAUUUGUCUGUUAAGUUGAGUUAGUGUGUUGUUAGGCCCCUGCACAAACCUCCACUUGACCCAUUUAUUCCACUCUGACCUGAUUAACCUGGAAAACAGCUGCCUUUGGUCACCUCAGACAGAAGUUAAUGAGACAACUGUGUGGAGGGGUAUAGUAGCAUGGCAACAGCCGUGUUCUCAUCAUGUAGUACUAAAGAUGAACAGCAGAUGGCAUGACAGUCUCUGAAAAUCUGUUUUAUUCACUUGUGUCAUGUGAAGUACUCCUUUUUGUUUGAACACACACACACACACACACACACACACACACACACACACACACACACACACACACACACACACACACACACACAUGUGUGACCUUUCCUCUCUUUAUUGACCACAGGGGUCUACCACAAAGGUCAGCGCACCAGCUGCGAGCAAAACAGCAGAUGAUGACAACCUGGCUAAAGGUAAAAUGAGAUGACAUCACUCAACUGCACACACUUACACCAUCAAUUACACGGUUUUCACAUUUAAUCCAUUAUUUUUAGGAUGAUUUCCAAUACAAAUAUUUUAUUUUUCACCUAAGCGUCAGGUUCAACCACUAAUUGAAGAAUAUGCUCUACUACUUUUAGUCCUUAGAAAAGAAAUAAUAGGUGAAAUUGAUGAUUAACUGUAUCUUUUACUUUUUUAAUCAUACAACCAAGCAGUCUUCUGGAAGCUGAAUGUGCUCUAAAAAUGUGUUUCUGAGAUAUUUUUUUUUCUUCUUUCGAUCCGAACCUCCACUCCUCACAGCCAUCGAGCUGUCACUGCAGGAGCAGAAGCAGCAGGCAGAGACACGGCCCUUAACCGUGACCUCCGAUCCCCCAAACUACACCAACGGUAGCGGGGGACAGGAAGCCCGGAAGGUGCGAGCGCUGUACGACUUUGAAGCAGCUGAAGAUAAUGAACUGACCUUCAAAACUGGAGAACUUAUUCUGGUGCUGGAUGACAGGUGAUCUUUCCUAACACUUCAAAUCAUGAUUCAUUCUGAAAGCUGGGCGCUCACACACUAAUUUUAGAUCUACUGAGGUCAUAGCAUCUCAUACAUGACACAAUUACAUGGAGUUUGAAAACAUACAACCCCUAUUUUACAAAAGUUGAGAUGCUGUGUGAAAUGUUGAUUAAAACAGAAUCUAAUGGUUUGAAAACACAACAAAUCACUUGUUAGAACUGAAAAAUGUUACAGUUUCCUGAAAAAAAUGAGGUAAAGUGGAAAACUGUCCAAUUAACCAUCAUUAAUGUAUAUGGAGAGAUUUUUGAGCACCAUGUUGCCAUCUAGACAGCCCUGUUUCUGGGUCUACCUUGGAUAAAACUGCAAGAAGAUUACAAACCAUAUUUUGCUCAUAUAACAACAGCAUAGUAGAAGAGUCCGUGCUAAACUGGCCUGCAAGCCAUCAUGACUUGCCACCCAUUGAAAUCCUAAAUCAUGCAAGAAUGGGACAAUAUUCCACAUUUAUAGUGGUCUCCUUGGUGUUUUCCAUGUAACAAUAACAUUUUUCAGAUGUAUUUGCACUAUUUUCAAUUAUAUAUAGUGUCUGAUUAAUUAGCAAAAAUCAAAUUCUCUUUCCAUCAACAGUUAACUCAUCGUCCAGAAUCUAAUAGAGUUGUAAUAAUCAUAAACAGAUUUUUUGAUACAGGGUUUACACACACACACACACACACACAUCUCUGUGCUUGUUCAGAUUAUCCCAGUGAUUGCUCAUGCAUAUUAAGAGACGCAGUUCAUCAAAGCUUGUGCAUAGUGAAUACAAAGAAUAUUGUGUCAAUAUGGUGAUGUAACUUUCCAAAAAUAUGCUUUAUUCUGAUUCUCACUCUUAGAUCACCAAAUCUCAAAAAUCCACUCAGCUGCCUCAUACAAAGUUUAAGCUUUUGUUUGUUUGUAAGAAACACAUCGGAUUUACAGUCCAAGUUUAGUUCAAAUACUGGAGAAUCAUCUACAUCCAAGCUCUAAAUAAAGUAAGAUAAACAUUUGAAGACUUUAAUUCCUAAAAAAAGACUCCAUAUGACUCAUUCUGCAGCUGACUUAUAGAGACACCAUAAGGAGAGAUUCAUUUUUAUUUAAUCCAGCCUUUUGAUGUUGCGAGGGCUCUGACUGCUCUGAAAUACAGUCAGAUGCUCUCUCAGUAUGGCUCACUCUCUGAAGCUCGUGUAUAAAUGUUCAUGUUUAUUCUCCUUUUGUGAUUUCUAUUUACAGCGAUCCAAACUGGUGGAAAGGAGAGAACCACAGAGGGGUGGGCCUUUUCCCCUCCAACUUUGUCACCACCAAUCUGAACGCUGAGCCGGAGCCAGGUUAGUCUGCUGUUGUUUUUCAGGGAUACAUUUUGUUAGUUUUAGAAAGGAUACCAACCUGAGGGAUCUAACCUUCAACUCAAACUAGGAAAAGGUGAUUCUAUGAGUGCUAAUUGGUUCUUUUUCUCUGCAGUGGCUUAUGUUGAAAAGACGAGCAGUUCUGAAGAGUCAAGCCUGGAAACUAAAGUUGAACCCGAGCCAGUCUUCAUCGAUGAGGUAUAACACUUCCUCACUGCAUAUGCAUUCAAAAGCUAAAUAACUUUUUAAUCAAACUUAACAACUUCUGUAAUGUUCCUUCUUUCUGCAGGGGAAGAUGGACAGAACGUUGACACUGCUGCAGAAUGCAGAUCCCGCAGAUCCUGCCCCUGACUCCCCAGAGCUGGUCCAGCUGGAGGGUAAAAACCUUAAUGCUGGUUUAAGUCUGGUCUUUCUGACAGUCAUAACUGCAGAAGCAGCAACACUCUUCUCUUCUGACUCUGUUUCUGUUUCCUCCCUCUCUAAAAAUCUGAACAGGUGCCUGUGGACAGAUGAACCCGAUGAUUGAUGACAAGCUACAGGAGAUUGACAGGUACUGUAUCAGAGAUGUCGACUCAACACAGACUUAUCAUUACUCAUCACUGAGAGGCUUAGUUUAAGCACGUGAGAUUGAUCGUACAUCCAUUUGGUCUAUUUUGAGAAUGAAGUUAGCUUCUCUGGUCCUGUUGGAAAAAUAAAAAGUACUCUUGUGACUCUUUGUUUCAGGAAACACUCAGAGUUGUCUGAGCUCAAUCUCAAGGUUAUGGAGGCUCUGGAGCUUUACACCAAACUCACGAACGAGGGUGCUUUCUACUCGGCCUACUCCAAGAUACAGACGCAGUACAACCCAGCCGGUUCAGCUGCAGCCAUGCAGGUCAGAAAAGAACAGCCUCGUAGCAAGGAUUUAAUCUUGUGUUUAGCCUUACUUACUAUCUUUAACUUUUUGUUGAUGUAGGAGAGAAAAACGACACAUCUGUCUAAAAUCAAUCCACCAAUCAGUUUAUUAAUCACAAAGCAGCUUUGCACGACCAGGUGAAAGAACACAAGGCAAGACAUUUUAGGACAGGAUUCCCUGAGGAGAGCUCAUCUAUUAAUACUUUGUUCAGGGGUUGGUUUCUCAAUGAAAAAAGACAAUGAUUGGUGUUGUAAUGUAAGGCUAAAUUAAAUCAAUAAUUCUAACCAGAGCGGUUGAAUUGCAGGCCUCGUGUCUGAUUCAGACUUGUCACUCCCCACUCUUCUCUUAGUUUCCUACUCCCUUCUCUCUGACUGAAGGCCCAAAAUAAAGUAAAACAAAAGAAUCAAUAUAAUGAACAGAUGAUUGAAGCCAUGGUUCUGAAACCUUUUCACCUAUAUCACUUCAUAUCUGCCCAUUUUGUGGUAUGUUGCCAAAAGAUUGCCUCCCCGGGCGCUGGCAUGCACAGAGGCAAACUUGCUGGUGAGGCCACAGGAUUUACACGAGCGCUAACUGGUUCCAUUAUUGAACAUUAAAGAUCCUUCGGGGGGGUCAAAUCCACAGAUAUUUUUAAAUGGACAAACAUUUAGAAAAGUGUUGUGAAAUGACAAAUCUCUCUCUUAAAUUAAUCUGUCUAAUUCAUAUUUAAAGAAAAACAUCAGAUCAGUCCUUAAGGACUCUUGUUGGUGUAUAAUAGUCUCUUUUCUGACAUGAGAUGUUGGCAGAGUCAAUAAAAGCAGCGCCAAGUCAUCCAUAAUUUAAAGGUAUUUUCAGUUCACUGUUCAUAAAUACUGAAGACUGGAGAGUUUCCGUGUUAAUGAGGUGGUGUGUGUCGACAAACUGUGAGUUAACUACCUCAGUGCCCACCUAUGGUUAGGGGAAUCCAUGACUGCUCUGUUAUUGAUGUCAUUGAUCCAGUGGAUACACGGGGUGCUGUUUGUAUUUCGUGGCGAGCUUAUGUAGAGGAGCAGCCACACUGUUGCAACACCUCGCUGCUGGUGUCACAUUGUAUCCCUCAGAUCCUUAACUUGUGUGUCAUAUUUGGCCAGAAAAAAACAGUUGAUUUAGCUUCUUUUUGUACUCGUCCAGAAAGCUUGACAUUCAGUCAGCCUUUUUUGCCUCCCUGGAGAUUCGGAGGCUGCAUCCUUUUCUUGGCAGAGGCUGUUUUCUCUGUAAUGAUUGAUGUCACUGUCUCUCCCCUGAGACGCAGAAAAAUGUCCACUUUACUGGGCAGGCCCACACUAGAGUGCUGCUCCAUUUAUCUGAUAAUACUUUUUUUUUUUUUGUUCUGCAGAGGACUAUUAAACCCUGCCAGGUUAUUUUUGCACCUGCAACAACAUGGAUGAGAUCCAAAAUAAGCACUUAAAAUUAGAAGAGUAAGAGCUUGAUACUGCUGAUCCUGAAACUACCAGUCAUAUUUUAUGUAACCUUUCCUAACAGCCAGCGUGUAUCUGAAAAAAAAAGUGUGAAUUAUAAUGCAGCAACACUACCUGACUAACUGGAACAGUCUGCACUUUAUUCAAUCUAUCAUGGACUGGCUGUUUUGUAUCUCACUCUACUCCCACUCACAAGACAUUUUCUAAAGGCCAGCCAUUCAGUGAUAGACUUCUCUCUUAACAGUGUUGCAAAGCUCAACGGGGGACAGAAACAGAUGAUAUUGACUUUCUGCAGAAAUUAAAAAUAAAAUGUUUCUAGAUUUAGCAGCAUCAGAUGAAAAGUGACAAACUGUUCCUGCCAUAGGCUGUAUAAAACUUGUAUGUAGUCAAUGUGCAGUCUCUCAUUGGUUUCUCAUGUUGGUGGUCCUAACAUGAGGCGAAGAAGUACAGUGGAGGCUGGCCAUCAGCUGACUCGCCAACAAAUAGUGUGUCAUGUUUAUUUUUGCUGUAAAGAUGGGCUUUAUCGAAUGGGUAUGUAUGUGAUUUCCAGGGAUUUUAGGGCCAGUCUCAAGUGGAUGCUUUUGUCCUUUUUUCCCAUGUAUUCCACUCACAGAGGGACAAAUCUGAUUUUCACCAACAUUGGAAAUAUCGGGACAUUCAGGUUCUGAUAUUUACUUACCUCACCACAGGAUAUUUCUUGUGUCAAAUGCGUUUUCACACUCAAAAUACUCCAUUUAAAUAAGGUAGGGUUCGAGUGUGCAGGAAUAAGAGCUGUUUUUAUAAUGCUACACCUGUAUAAGAAUGAUUUCACAACACAAAGGCAACAGUUGAAAUCUAAUGCUGACAACUGAGGUGAAUGUUUAAAAUUUAUAAAAAGAGAAAUUCCACCAAAGGGGAUUGAAAUCAUCUUUCCGUCCUGCAAUGCUUCACCGUUUUUUGAGCACUUUACAGAUAGUUAAAACACACUCUGUUUACUUCCUUUUUGAGAUGUACCAGGUCACAAUGACAACGUUUCAUCCUUGUGAUGGAUUUUAUUGGUGUCUAAGUCAAACGUCUUCUCUCCCUCCUCUUCUCAGGGCUACCUUGGCCCGGCAGGUGCUCCCUACAUGCCUCCAGGGAUGCCCCAGGGUCCUCCUGCACAGCCCUACAAUCUGCCCAGUGACCAGCCUGGACCUCUGCAGUCACUGCCCCCCAAUGUCUCAGCCCCACCCAACACUCAGCCCGCUCAGCCUCCCUACAUGAGGUAAAACAACAGCCCUGCCGCUCUAAUCAGAAGCUGUGAGGCUGCACAGACUCUGAGGAGUGGAAACCUCAAGAGUCUGAUCAUGUGACGCCUCUUCACCUCAGAAAACUGGCGUAAACAAGCUCUCGACGCCAGUGUUACAGACUAGGGGCUUUAAGAUUCUUUUAAAUUACUUUUUUUGUGGUAAAAGAUACAAUUUAUCAUCAUGAGACUAAAAGAUCAAACAUUAAUAGAGAGUUUAAUCGUCUUGUUUACUAUAUCUAUCACACAGGACAUCUAGAAACGUCUUCAAAGAUGUACUUUGCAUGAGAGAAACAGAUUUUUCAACAUCAGUUUUCACUUUUCCUCAUUUUAUUUAAGUGUCACAUCUGUAUUUUUCUCCCCAGCACUGGCAUGAACACUCAGUACAUGAACCAAGCAGCUGGAGCUCCCUACCCUCCCCAAGCGGGCGUAGCCAUGGACAUGUCAGCCUAUCACAACUCCACCAUGCCUCCUGUGUCCUAUCCCGUCUCCGCUCCUCCUCACCAGGCUCCUCAGCAGCAGCAGCAGGCAGCGUACUAUCAGCAGCCUCUUUUGUAAAAACUCCCCCCCCCCCCUGACAGCAGACCUGAAGUGAUCACACACUCAUCAGACCUUUCAUACUUCUGUGGUGUGUUCAUUUGGCUCACUUUGCGUGAGUGUUUGUGUGUACGGAGUCGUUGCUUUGGGAACUUUCCUUAAGCCAUUUAUUUGUGCCUGAAUCGAGCACCCCGCAUGAGUGUUGAAAUAACUGAGGUGUGUGUGUGUCUGUGUGUGUGUGUAACAGGACUGUUGUUAAUCUGAGGAAAGACUCUGUCUCUUUGUGCAUGUCCUCAGCUGUAUGUGAGGCUGAGCAUCAGGAUCUGUCGCGAAUUCUCUCCUCUCCUUCUUGGCUGACAGUGAACACAGCACCGGUCUUCAAACACGUUACAGAGGAAGAGAUGAGUUUGCACCACCACCGUGACAGGACCACAUAAUGAGCAGUCAUGUUCUGACUCCAAGGAAAUUAGCAUUUUGCAAUCCACAGUUCGACACAAUGCUACUCCCACACAUCUAUUCCCUUUAGAUAAUCCAAAAAAACAUAUCCUCCUUUGAAGUGAGAGCAGAAAGUCAGGCCAUGUCCACAGUCAUGCAAAUUAACGUGGAACAAUGCCUCUAUUUUCCUCAGUUUUGGCUUUCCAUUCGAACUACCUGACGACAUCUACCAUGAGGUGAAACAGCAAAGUAUCUGCACUGCUGCAGCUCUAUCCACAGAGUCUGUUUUGCACUGAGGGAGUUUUUGCAGCCCUCAUAUUCUCAUAAUCAUAAUCAUGGCAAUAACAUGGGCGCAGAAGCAGCUCUGCAGGUUAAAUUGGCUGAAGCAUAUCUUUCCUUUGAGGUGCACAUGUGAGAAACACUGCUGAACCACGAUUGGUAUACAUAUCCUUCAAGCUAAUAUUAACUUUUCAUAAACUGCCAGAAUAAAGAAAACAAUGCAGUUUUGCCAAGAGAAGCUGGGCUGCUCUAAGUGCUUGUGAUUGGCAGCCUGCGCAGACAAGAUUCUGUUAUGUGGAUUGAACUUUAUUCAACUCCUUAAUGGCAUUUUCAGACGUAAUCCGCAUUACUGUGAGCAUGGCCUACGAGUUUGACUUUUAAUGACCAUCUUGUUUUUUUAAGUUUCUAAGUGAAUUCACAGGAUUGGUAAGAGAGCUCAUGUUUCUGCGAAGCCAGUACUUGUUGAAUCUAGGAAUAGGCGUAGGCGCUCGCUCCAGGACAGAAGCAAACACACAGACAUUCAAAAGGAAGACGCCUCAUGUUUGUUUUCUCUCUUCCUCACCAGCAUCCAUCACUUUAGCUGCUCUGUGAUCUGAAGUACAAACUAUAUUUUCAACUCUUCGACCUGUUAACAGUUUUCUUUAUGCGAACGAUUCAAGAACAUUAACUCACUGCCUUGUAAUGCAUUCUGUGGUUGCAUUUGAAAUAUUUAAGAGGACAUAAAAGUUGUGUGUAUGGGCAUAUAUUUGUUUCUUUUACGUAUGUAUGUACUACAUAUGUGUGUGUUUAUGUGUGUGUGUGUUAGAGGGCUUACAAAGAGAAGGUUCAUUGUUUAUUUUCUGCAAGGGUUAUCAGAUUUUAGAUUGAAAUGAAAACUAGUUGGUUUGAUCUGUGCGUGUUCAAUAAUCUGACAAAGUACCUUCCUGCCUCCUCUUCUCCAUUUGUGGGGAACUUCUGUUUAUCUGACCUUGUUUAGACUCAAUGCUUUAUGCAAAUGCACGAUUCUGAGAUUUCUCAUGUCUAUACUUUGUUUCAAACUUGUCAGUGCCGUUGCCUGUACUUUGAUUUAUAUAUAUAUUGAGACAUUAUACAUGUGUAAUUUACAUGUUUGGAGAUUGUGUAAUUAUUUUUCUUAUUUUGCUCCUGCUUUUACUUUGACAGACCAGGUGAAAUGUAAGUGAAACACAAAUGUCAGAAAUGGUUAGCUGCUGUCUUGAAGAAUAUUUCCUAGAGAGUGGAGUGUGUGAUCACCUUUUAAACUAAUUGUUGGCUUGUUUUCUGUUCUGGGAUGAUCAUUAAUGAGCAGCUUGAAGAAUCAAAUCCACAGUCCAGUAGCUCUGUAGUCAUAAUUUUAGCCAUAAAUGUCUAUAUUUCCUUUCACGCCUGCGGUAAAGGGCAUUGUAUAUUAGAUGUAAAAUACCUGGUUUUGUCAGUGACAUUGCACCUUAGCUUUGUAAACAUUUAUUUACCACUGGAUGCCUUGUUUCUCUGUAGAAAGCAAAGAAUGACACAGACGCGACUUCUGGCGAGUAACAACCUCUGAAUCAGCUGGUUAUGUAAAAUUCUGUAUAUUUAAAAUACUCCACGAACAGUUCCUUUAUCCGGGAUUUUAAAAGUGCUUUUGUAACAGAGCAACCUUAUGAUAUUCUUUGAAAUAAAAAAAAAUUGACCUGAUUGA
Messenger RNA from Xyrichtys novacula (pearly razorfish), 16961 nucleotides. The record is from the annotation of a GenBank genome assembly. NCBI's taxonomy places the organism in Eukaryota, Metazoa, Chordata, Actinopteri, Labriformes, Labridae.